Molecule: messenger RNA, 2454 nt
Organism: Theobroma umbraticum
Lineage: Eukaryota; Viridiplantae; Streptophyta; Magnoliopsida; Malvales; Malvaceae
Product: ABC transporter G family member STR-like
Biological process (GO): transmembrane transport
Cellular component (GO): membrane
Molecular function (GO): ATP binding; ABC-type transporter activity; ATP hydrolysis activity
Source: RefSeq, a predicted model, not a curated record
AUGGGGAAGCCAGGCCGGAAUAACGUGAAUAGAACCCUUGAGAGUCUUUUAGACAUAGACAAAUCAGUAGCAGCUGUCGGCAAGAACAACAGGGUGCCACCUGUGCCGGUCCAGAAGGCGAUUCCAGGCCACGGCCUUGAGUUCAGUAACCUCUCUUACAGUGUCAUGAAGAAACAAAAGAAAGAUGGAGUAUGGAUCAAGAAAGAGGCCUAUCUUCUCAAUGAUAUAUCGGGGCAGGCUAUGAGGGGCGAGAUCAUGGCCAUCAUGGGGCCUAGUGGUGCUGGAAAAUCCACGUUUCUUGAUGGCUUGGCAGGUCGGAUUGCACAAGGAAGUCUUGAAGGUUCUGUUAGAAUCGAUGGAAAGCCGGUGACUGCAAGCUACAUGAAGAUGAUUUCAUCAUAUGUGUUGCAAGAUGACCAGCUGUUUCCCAUGUUGACGGUUCACGAAACCUUUAUGUUUGCAGCAGAAGUGAGGCUCCCUCCCUCCAUUUCCAGGGAGGAGAAGAAAAAGCGAGUGACUGAGCUGCUUGAUCAGCUAGGCCUAGAGAGCGCAGCGCAUACGUACAUCGGUGAUGAAGGAAGGAGAGGGGUGUCCGGAGGAGAGCGGCGGAGGGUGUCUAUUGGCAUCGAUAUUAUUCAUAAGCCAUCUCUACUGUUCCUCGAUGAACCAACAUCAGGUCUUGACUCCACAAGUGCUUACAGCGUGGUGGAAAAGGUGAAGGAAAUCGCUCGAGGAGGCAGCAUCGUCCUCCUGACCAUCCACCAACCUUCCUACAGAAUUCAAUUGCUCUUAGACCGCAUAACCGUUCUAGCAAGGGGUAGACUUGUAUAUAUAGGAAGCCUAGGCUCUCUCCCUGCUCACCUUUCUGGAUUCGGCAGGCCAGUUCCUGAUGGUGAGAACAGUGUGGAAUAUCUUCUAGAUGUUAUCAAGGAGUACGAUGAAUCAACCGUGGGACUUGACCCUAUUGUGCUGUACCAACGUGAUGGUAUCAAACCUGAUCAAGCUGCCAGGACUCCAGAUCCAAAAACACCAAGGACUCCCUACAUGAAAACGCCUGGAUCCAGGCACGCUAUUAGCCUUCAUAGCCAUGCUUUCUCUAUUGGCCAUGGAACAUCUCGAUCAGAGUCUGGCCAAUUUGAUUACGCUGAUGAUGAUGAAGAAGAUGAGGAUGAAUUUGACUACUCUCUGCAACGAAGAGCUGCCCAGAGGUCCCAGACACCAAUGAGUAUGCAGAGUGGUGUCUAUAAUCCACGAUUGGCAUCUCAUUUCUACAAAGAUUUCUCGAUGUGGGUCUACCGUGGUGUCACUGGAACUGCUCGUCGUACACCAUCGUGGACUCCAGCUAGAACUCCGGGACAAACACCUGCUAAAACGCCAAGUUCUGGAGCAAGAAGUUAUGUUUCAGGCCGAUAUCCAACGCCUCAACAACCACCUUCUCGCCACAAAGCCCCGGUAGUUUUAAGCCCAUCUCUAGACCCGUACGCUUCUUCUUAUGAAGAGUUCGAUAUGGAUGAAGAAGUGCUAGAUGAACCAGAGCAUGGACCCAAGUUUGCAAAUCCAUGGCUCCGAGAGAUUGCAGUUCUGUCAUGGCGCACAGCUCUUAAUGUGGUUCGAACUCCAGAACUCUUCCUUUCACGUGAGAUAGUGUUGACAGUCAUGGCAAUCAUUCUAUCCUCACUCUUCAGGAACUUGAGUCACUAUGAUUUCCAAACAGUGAACCGGCUUCUCAAUUUCUACAUCUUUGCAAUUUGCUUAGUGUUCUUCUCCUCUAACGAUGCUGUCCCAACGUUCAUUCAAGAAAGAUUCAUCUUCAUUCGGGAGACCUCCCACAAUGCCUACCGUGCUUCAUCUUAUGUCGUCUCCUCCCUAAUAGUCUAUCUCCCAUUUUUUGCUAUUCAAGGUUUCACAUUUGCUGCAAUCACCAAAUAUUGGCUUGACCUGAAAAGCAGCCUCUUAAACUUCUGGCUGAUCCUUUAUGCCUCUCUGAUAACAACCAAUGGUUAUGUGAUGCUUGUCAGUGCACUUGUCCCCAGUUAUAUCACAGGUUAUGCUGUUGUAAUUGCCACAACAGCACUUUUCUUCCUGACUUGUGGCUUUUUCCUCAAAGGAAGUAAGAUACCCAGUGCUUGGAGGUGGCUCCACUACAUUUCAGCAAUCAAAUAUCCAUUCGAGGCAUUGUUAGUGAAUGAGUUCAAAGACAAGGAUAUCUGCUAUUCGGGGAACCCAUCGGAUCUUUCACCAGGCCCUCUAGGGGAGUUAAAGCUCAGUGAUCUGCAUAAAAGCAACCCGGGUCUUAAAAACUGCAUAAUGAUUGGAGAAGAUGUUCUAUCCUCAAUGGGCAUUAAAUUGGAGAACCUUUGGUACGACAUUCUUAUCUUGCUAGCUUGGGGAGUCCUCUACAGGCUCUUCUUCUACCUGAUUCUCAGAUUUUAUUCCAAGAAUGAGAGAAAAUGA